AUACACAAAGUAAUGGCUGAUAGCGAUAAGAGAGUGCAGAAGUUAUUGAUUAGGCUCAAUGCUAAGCACCACAAAGCAAAUUCACAUGAUUUUGCCUUCACUCCAAGCAAUUCCAAUAGAAAUAGCCUGUUCAAAAAGGACCUUGCAAGCCGAAGGAGAAUAGCUCUUAAUAAAUUUGAAGAUGUAUUGAGACGUAAUGAAGAAACAUUAGGCAAGCUACACAACGGGACUCCUAAAGUAGCAAGGAGAGUGAUCAAGAACAAACGAGACAUUUUUAUCAACUCUAAGAAGAAAGUAGUGUCUCAUGACGAGCCUCCUCUACCUCCAAUAUUGUCACAGUCAAGGUCAACACAGGAGUCCUUAAGGUUCAAGAAUUCUUUGAUUCCUAAGUCAAACAAAGUGAUUCCAAUGCUUGCAAAUUUCUCUGAAAUGUUUAACAUGAAGCGGAUCCAAAUCCGGGAUAAAAGAAGAAAAGGGGUGGUAUUUAACAACUCUCUUAGCACAAAGCUUGAGAAUUUAAUAGUCCCUGCUAAAAGAACUACAGUCACUCCCGUUAGGAAAGCUUUGGAUAUUGCAAGAGAAGUUCUAGAAGACGUGAAAGAGAGUCAGAACAAGCUUAAGAAAUAUAUUCAGAGACCUAAGGAAGACGUAGAAAGGCCUGAUGUCUCUGGAAUUACUAAGAAAAUUAGGAUUUUAAGAAAGAAGAAGACGCAAGAUGGCCACCAUUGAUUUUCUAAAGUUUUACUACAAUUCAGAAAGAAGCAAAACUCUCAAAAACAGCUAAAUCCCCCCUAUCUAAACCUAGGCCAAGAACGAUCCCUGCCACUUCUAUAAUAAUCUCCAAUUUCAACCAUAAA
Messenger RNA from Moneuplotes crassus, 857 nucleotides. NCBI's taxonomy places the organism in Eukaryota, Ciliophora, Spirotrichea, Euplotida, Euplotidae. The record is from the annotation of a GenBank genome assembly.